Carcharodon carcharias (great white shark) is the source of this 2421-nucleotide messenger RNA. RefSeq names its product KRI1 homolog (gene kri1). The transcript has 19 exons. The record is from RefSeq and is a predicted model, not a curated record. Gene Ontology annotation, biological process: endonucleolytic cleavage in ITS1 to separate SSU-rRNA from 5.8S rRNA and LSU-rRNA from tricistronic rRNA transcript (SSU-rRNA, 5.8S rRNA, LSU-rRNA). Lineage: Eukaryota; Metazoa; Chordata; Chondrichthyes; Lamniformes; Lamnidae. Gene Ontology annotation, cellular component: 90S preribosome; nucleolus. The coding region runs from base 27 to 2330 and encodes 767 amino acids.
GGGGGGGGGGGGGUCGGGCGGUGAGCAUGGCAACAGCAAUGGAGGAAGGCCUGGAGCUGAAAAUCAACGAGCGGUUCGCCGGCAGGUACGAGAAAUACCGGCAGAAGGAGGAGCUGCAACGGCUGAAGGAUCGCUAUGGGGAUACAGCAGGUGAAGAAGAAACUUCCAGCUCUGAAUCUGACGAUGAGAGUGAAGUGGAAACUGACCCCAAACUGGAUGCAGACUUCUACAGGACCUUAUCUCUGUUGAAGAAGAAGGAUCCCAAAAUCUACCAAAAAGAUGCACAGUUUUACACAGUGGAAGCAGAAUCCAGCAAAGAAGGUAAUGAGGAGAGGACUGCAAAUAAAAGGAAAAAGGAGAAACCAAUGUACCUGAAAGAUUAUGAAAGGAAGGUCAUUCUUGAAAAGGAGGGGAAAUAUGAAGAUGAAGAGAGUGAUGAAGAAGAAUCAAGAGUUGAAAUUGAGAGAGCAACAUCCCCCAGUUAUAUGGAAGAACAGAAACAACUGAGAGAAAAUUUUCGUAAGUUUGUUGAAGACAACGAUGAGGACAGCGACGAUGGUGACUUUGGUUUUCUGAAACCACGGAUGAAAUCUAAAGAGGAGAAGGAAAAAGAGGAAGAAUCCUACAUUAACUGGCUGAAAGGGCAAAAUGAUUUACAAACGAAGGAGGAAUUGCAAGACAUGAAAUACCUGAGGGAUUAUUGGAAUGAUCCUCAGCUGGAAGAGGGAGAGAAGUUCCUGCGGGACUAUAUUCUCAAUAAGCGAUAUCUUGAUGAGGAGGAAGAGGAGGAAGAGAGAAUUCCCACUUAUGAUGAGAUUGUUCAGGAUGAAGUGGACGACUCUGAAGAUGAUGGGGAGCAAUUUCUGAGGAAACAGGAAAACUUUGAAAGAAAGUAUAACUUCAGAUUUGAAGAACCCGAUGCAGAAUUUAUAAAAUCAUACCCAAGAACAGUUGCCACCUCAGUCAGAGCAAAGGACGACAGAAGGAAGCGCAAAAGAGAAGAAAUCAAGGAAAGGAAGAAAAAAGAGAAGGAAAAGAAGCAAGAGGAGAUAAAACAGCUGAAGAAGCUGAAGAGGAUGGAGAUAAUCAACAAGCUGAACCGGUUAAAGGAGAUAACCGGGAAUGAAACCGUUGGCUUCAAUGAGCAGCACUUGGAGGAGGAUUUUGACCCAGUAAAGCACGACCAGCUCAUGCAGCAAUUCUUCAAUGAUGACUAUUAUGGAGUGGGAGAUGAGCAAAAACCACAGUUUGAGAAUGAGGAGGAAUUCGGUGAUGAGUGGAAUUGGGACACAUGGACAGGAAAGGAAGAUGGCUACGCAGAGCAAGAGGGAGAAAAACAGUGGCAGCAUGAGAGUUUUGAACCACACUGCGAUGAUCCAGAUUUUAUUAUGGAUGCAGAUUAUGAUCCCAGUCAACAACUGAUCUCCUCCAAGAAGAAAAAAAAACAAGAUGCUCCCCUCAUAGGCAAGAAAAGGCGGAAGUCUAAAUUUGCAGAGGCAGUUAGCAAAUCGAAGCCAGCAUUUGAUCCCAAGGACAAGACCUUUGAACAGUACUUGGAUGAGUACUACCAGCUGGAUUAUGAAGAUAUAAUCGAUGACUUGCCUUGCAGGUUCAAGUACAGGCAGGUGCUGCCUAAUGACUUUGGGCUCAGUACAGACGAGAUUUUGGCAGCAGAUGAUAAGGAACUUAAUGCUUGGUGUUCACUAAAGAAAACCUGCCAGUUCAGAACUGAGAAGGAAGAGCUUCAUGACCUGAAGAUUUACAAGCAGAAAGCCCAGAACCUGAGGAAAAAGCAGCAGACCUUUAAGUCUUUCGCUCUGCAGGAAGACGAAUCACAGAGGAAUGAGGCAGCUGCCAAAACCAAACCUGGGAAGAAGAGAAGGGACAAACUGAGAAAGCCACAACUGCCGGGAGCGGAAGAGGCUGAGGAGGCAUCCACCGAAUCAAGUCCAAAGAAAGUGAGGUUGGAAGCCGAGAAUAAGCAGGUGUUUGGACUGGACAGUGAAGAGGAUGAAGACGUCUUGGUUGCCAACUCAAAGAGCAGUACAAAUGCAGCAGCCCCACAGAAAGUGGGAGCCAGCAAAGAGGAGGAUAAAGAAAAAUCUCCAGCUCCUCCCAUUGCACACCAAAAAAAAUCAGAGCAUCCAGUCAGGAAAAGGAAGAAAUUUACUAAGAAAAAUAUGCUGCUCACUUCCCAAGUGCAUUUGGGUGGACAUUUGUUCAGUGGCCGGAGGCUGAAGGCAUAUGGACUGAACCCACGCAAACUGAAAUUUAAACAAAUAAUCAGAGAGCAGAAGAAGAAAGAGAAAAAGAAACAGAACAAAGACUGAUUUUCUACUGAGCGAGAUUAUUUUAUAUGAUAAUGUGAAAAUAAGCCGGUUUGUUAUCACAGAUGGUCAAAUAAAAUGACACAAUCCUUUA